AUGGUGCAGAUGGCCAUUUAUGCCUCCGAAAUGCUUUCUGUGGAGGGGAUGAUCAGAGAUCAUGGACUGGGCAUGCUGACCCAAGACGAUUGGACGUGGAUAUGGUAUUUCGACAGCGCGGGGGCGAUCCAAGCGCAGGGCUUCAACAUACUCGCACACACCGCAGACUUCGUGCUCGUCUUGAUGUUGCUCCAGCGCUUCAAGCUCCCGCAGUGGGGGUUCCCGCCGGGGACGAACUCUGAGGCGAGACUCAACGUGGUCCGGGGUCUGGCUUUACCGCGAGAUGUACCGCGAGAUGAGAUCCCGGCGGGACCGGCUGGUAGCACAAGAACGAUGCCCGCUCAACCGGCGGCCAUGACUUUCGAAGUCGUUGGAACGAGCAGGAAUGGCGUGCCCAAGACCAUGGUGGUGGAUCCACAGUGUGUCCUCCACAAGCCCUCGCCUAUACUGAAAGGGCGUCGAACAACGGUGCUUGAGGCGCAGGACCCAGACAUGCCUACAAUGUCUUAUGUCGCGAAAUGGUCAUAUCCCCAGACGACACGCCACAAUGAGGCCGAGACGGUAUGGAUAGCUCGCGAAAUCGUCGAGGAGAUGGGCAAAGAGGUGCUGGGAACGUUGACAGACGUGGCUGCAUUCAAAGACUUCGCGCAUCUGUCUACAGACGACGUCCGAGGCCAUCUCCGUCUGUUCAGUGACUCCACACGGUCGCUCAUCGACGCUGAGCACCAUGGGGAGCGCAUCCUGCGGUGCAUCUUCGAGGAGAAGCUCAAGCCAUUGACGUAUCUGGCUGGCCUCGAGUUCGUGCGGGGCAUGAUCGAUUGCAUAUACUGUCACAUGCUCCUGUGGAUUGGUAACGACAGGUACCGAAUCGAACACACCGACAUCAGCUUUUGGAACUUGGGCGUUGACCUAUAUUCGCUGUGCAUCAGAGUGCGCGAUUUCGACCUUGCUCGCGUGGUGGUAGUUGGCCAGCCAAGCAUACCUCAAGGCUCGGAGAGGACGGGCACCAUUCCCUUCAUGGCUCUUGACCUCUUGACGGACGCCUAUUGGAAGGGUCAUAUCGAGCGACUCUAUCGUCACGAUCUAGAGGCAUUCGUGUGGGUCGCGCUGUACUACGCUUGGGCCUUCGACGACGAGGGACUUGAAGACAUGGACUCCCCAGUUCGGGACUGGCUGACGGCCGACUACGUUGAAUGCUACGACAAGAAGUCCAAUUUCCUUAUGUCCCGGACGGGACAGCUCCCAGAUUGGAGAACUAGGACGAGCGCAGACACCCCGCUGGGAUACGCCCUGUCCUUUGCCAGGCUGAUUUCUCAGUGGCUAUUGGGAGAGCACACACAGCGCCGGAGGGCUGCAGACCCACAGGUCGACGCUCUCGACCCAUUCGCCAGGAAGAACCACCCUUCCCGAAGCCAUGACGAUGAACUUGAGCAGGCAAGGCGUGAUUUCGAUAACUUCUGGGUCGAUAUCGGGGCCAUUCGCAUCGCAGUCAAGGGCGUGGAGGCGACGCCUGAGCGGGUCGAAUAUUUCAAGUUGCGAGAGAAGAAGGUCGAGGAGUUGAUGGUUCAGCGCAAGACGGAGGAGGACAGAUUGAACAGAGAAGCGGAGGCGGAGGAAAGGGAACGGAAGAAGGUUAAGAAGGAGGCGGAGCAAGAGGCACGCGAUGAGCGCGACCGGCUUCUGAAGCUGCAGCGCAAGGUAAAUUCUGCAUUGUAA
Molecule: messenger RNA, 1716 nt
Organism: Fomitopsis serialis
Lineage: Eukaryota; Fungi; Basidiomycota; Agaricomycetes; Polyporales; Fomitopsidaceae
Exons: 3
Coding region: 1-1716 (571 amino acids)
Source: RefSeq, a predicted model, not a curated record